GCCCAUCUGGGGUUACAAGACCUGUAUUUCCUCAUCACGUGAUCUGGAAUCGCAGCAGAAAAACAGAUAUUGCUCGAGACAGAAAACUCCACAUAACUCCAAAGACAUGACGAUCACAGACGUGUCCCGUUGUACGAUGGAAGUUAUAGAAGUUGAGCAAUUCUUGCGGAACCCUCCGCCCGGUUUCACCGUAGAGGCUGGCUACGGAUUCGUGAAAAGCGAUCCUGAAAACUGCUGCGUGUUCAUCGAUGACUUCGAGUUAUCCAGAGGAGGAAAAGUAGUCUUCCAACACUCGCAGGGAAAGAAAAUCACAGUGCGCAAUUUGGGAGAUUACACUCGCUUCAGGAAGAACCUAACCUCAAAAAAGAUAUAUAUACUGGUGUCUGCAUGUGAAAGUACACCUUCAUCGACAGAUAACAAAGCUCCCAAAAACAGAAGAGUGCUCCAGCAGUAUGUGGUGUCCAUUGAUGGUCGUAACCCUCUGAUCAAGUGGGAGAUUGAGAGAGGCCUGGACAGGACUAUCUCCUCUGUGGCUGGGGAGAGCUACAGGGUCGACAUUGACCUGUGUGAUGCGUUGCGUGGCUGGGAAGGGGAGAGUUUCUGUCUCCUAGGCAACAGAGAGAAGGUCACACCCGUGUGGAAGGAUACCUGCUUCACCUUGAAAUAUUACUCGGAUGCCCUCUUCGACUUCCCACACUGGCUCGGCUUCAGCAAACGCCAUUUCAAGAUCUCCUACCAUGGAAGAUGAGACCUUAGCAAGAAUCAAUAAUUACUAUUUGAUGGGCAAGAAGACUGGACAUAGGCCAAAGAUGAUGAUCUAUUAUAUUGACAAGGUAGCCGAGUGACCACUCUAACAAUGGAAAUGCAUGUCCUCAAUGUUUGAAGGCAACUGAGGUCAGGUGGGACCAUACUAGCCAAUGAGGGGGCAGAUAUGUGUGUGAACAACAGGCACAACCAAGUCAUUUUUCGCAAAGCUGUCGGAAUGCCACCUGCAUCCACUUAUAUCAGUACAUUUGAAACAGUCAAAAAAUUACAAACUUCUAUUGAAAUCAAAUUAGCCCCAUGUAUUUCUACACUCUCUCAUAGACCUCCAUACAAAAAGGGUCUUAUCUCACACGGACAUAUUUAGGGCGGUAAAAUCCUCUCGCUUCGCCUCUUCCAAGGCCCACGUUUCAGUGGACAGUGACAACUGCCAGUUGAAGUGAGAAGCUGGGAUACCUGCUGCCUGCUAUGCAGGAUUCCACCACUGGGAGGAGCUGUUUAUCAGUAGACUGGAUCAUCUCGUUUAGGUGUAAGACAUGGAUGGUGUGUUCAAUGCUGCUGCUUUGGUUUGAGAAUUUAACCCUCGGCUGCACUGUUAUGUCACUGGGAAGAUGGAGUAAGCCAGUCGGAAAGGAACUAUUGAAAGAACAGCCCAAAAGACUUUCCAAUAAGUUGUUUCAUCAAGUUCAUAUAUACAGGGCCUUCAGAAAUUAUUCCCACCCCUUGACUUUUUCUACAUUUUGUUGUGUUACAGCCUGAAUUUAAAAUGGAUUAAAUUGAGUUUUUGUUACUGACCUACACACAAUACCCCAUAAUGACAAAGUGGAAGGAUGUUUUUAGAUUAAAAAAAAGAAAGAAAAUCAAAUUAAUAAAAAUAAAUAGUUGUAAGUAUUCAACCUCUUUUGGCAAGUCUAAAUAAGUUCAGAAGUAAACAAUCCACAUAAUAAGUUUACAUGGACUCACUGUGUACAAUGAUAGUGUUUAACAUGACUUUUGAAUGACUACCUCAUCUCUGUACCCAACACACAAUUAUCUGUAAUGUCCCUCAGUUGAGCAGUGAAUUUUAAAAAGAAUAAUGGGCAAAUGUUGCACAAUCCAGGUGUAGAAAACUCUUAGAGAGGUACCCAGAAAGACAGCUGUAAUCGCUGCCAAAAUUGCUUCUACAAAGUAUUGACUCGGUAGUAUUUCUGUAUUUACUUCUCAAUAAAUUUGGAAAACAUUUGUAAAAAAACAGGUUUUCACUUCAUCAUUAUGGGGUAUUGUGUGUAUCUGGGUGAGAGGGAAAAAAAUCUAAUCAAUCCAUUUUGAAUUCAGGCUGUAACACAAAAUGUGGAGUAAGUUGAGAGGUAUGAAUACUUUCUGAAGGCUAUUUACGUUGUUAGAAAACAUUUUAAAAUUGUGUAUGGCGACAUGAUUUCUAGAACAUCAGGCGGCAUGAUUUCUAGAACAUGGGGACAUGAUUUCUAGGACAUUUGAAUGUAGAUGUUGAGAUGUAUGCUCUUCAGAUGAAGGGUCACCUUGAAACUGUUCAAAUGUCAUUUAGAGGGAUAGCUGUGGCAUAUCAACAUAUUUUAUACAUUUUCAAUAGAAUUCAAUACUAUGUAGCUUUUGUGUUUUUAUUUCCCAGACAAAAAUAUAAACAAAUAAAGAAUAUAAAACAUGAAA
Molecule: messenger RNA, 2427 nt
Organism: Oncorhynchus kisutch (coho salmon)
Lineage: Eukaryota; Metazoa; Chordata; Actinopteri; Salmoniformes; Salmonidae
Gene: medag
Product: mesenteric estrogen dependent adipogenesis
Exons: 5
Coding region: 107-748 (213 amino acids)
Cellular component (GO): cytoplasm
Source: RefSeq, a predicted model, not a curated record